This is a messenger RNA of Elaeis guineensis (African oil palm), 603 nucleotides long. RefSeq lists its product as uncharacterized. Gene Ontology annotation, cellular component: NatC complex. The record is from RefSeq and is a predicted model, not a curated record. NCBI's taxonomy places the organism in Eukaryota, Viridiplantae, Streptophyta, Magnoliopsida, Arecales, Arecaceae.
AGAUGAUUGCAGAUAAGUCGAGACUGCCAAGAGUUGGAGCCUUUUAUUGGUGAACAGUUGGCUUCUUUGCUUUAUCUUGAGCCAGAUAGUGAACUCAUGGCAAUGCUGAUUGCUGCAGAAUCUAAACGUGAUGAGGAAAGAGCAAAGGGGGUUGGUGCGGAUGAAGCAGCUGAUAAUCCAGAUAUUGUCCUGUUUGAGGACCAUGAAGAAGAGGAGGAUGAAGAAAGCGAGGAAGAGGAGGAGAGCGGUGGCCAGAGUGCCCAAGGAAGGGGUAGAGGAAGAGGAAUGAUGUGGCAGCCACACAUGCCACUGGUGCGGGGAGGGAGGCCAAUGCUUGGAGUCCGGGGUUUCCCUCCUGUCAUGAUGGGUGAUGAUGGAUUUGGUUAUGGUGAUGGCUUUGCGGCGCCAGAUAUUUUUGGCGUUCCUCCCCGGGUUCUUGGACCAUACGCGGGCGAACAGGCCCCAUGUCUGGGUUGGUUUUCCCUGGUAGGCCACCCCAGCCUGGUGCCAUUUUUCCGAUGGGUGGUCUUGGGAUGAUGAUGGGCCCAGGUCGGGCACCAUUCAUGGGUGGUUCGGUGAUGGGAGGUGUGGGUCGAUGCACUC